Adineta steineri is the source of this 972-nucleotide messenger RNA. Lineage: Eukaryota; Metazoa; Rotifera; Eurotatoria; Adinetida; Adinetidae. The record is from the annotation of a GenBank genome assembly.
AUGUCUUCAGCAACCACGUUUCAUAAUAUUCAACAACAGAUACUUCGUAUUGGUGGUCCAUUGUUGAUAGUUAUUGGAACUAUCAGUUGUCUAAUGAAUCUAAUGGUCUUUACCAAGAAUACUUUACGAAAGAAUCCAUGUACUAUCUGCUUUAUAGCUGUGAAUAUCAUCAAUUUAUUGUAUUUUUAUUUUGGUUUAUUGCCAACAAUCCUUUCAUCUGGUUACAAUAUUGAUCCAAGUACCAAUAGCAUCGUUCUCUGUCGAUUACGCCUUUAUUUUGCUUAUGUUUUUUCAUCCUGGCAGUCAUCUUAUAUUAUUUUGGCAGCCAUCGAUCGCACAUUUAUCACUUCACCAAAUGCCAACACUCGGCGAUUUAGUACACGUCGUUUAAUUACAAUCAGUAUGAUCAGUAUCUCGGUAUUUUGGUUACUCUUCAUGAGUCAUGGAUUAAUCUUCUCAGAAAUAAUUCAAUUCGCACCUGGCUACUUUGUUUGUUACUGUCAACCAGGUCUAUAUUCUACAUUGAUAGCUUAUCAAUCAAUUUCAAUCCUGGGAGUCAUUCCACCACUUGUCAUGACAAUCUUUGGAUUUUUGACGGUGAGAAAUAUUCGAGGAAUACAGCGUCCAGCACAACCUUCUCGAGCUGUCGAUACAGGAGUGAUCGCAGUUGGUCAACUACAUGCUUUGCAUUCAAAAGAUCAACAACUGAUUCGCAUGUUGCUUGUGGAUAUCAUUAGUUUUACUCUUUGUAAGUUUCCUUCAGAGAUCAUGACCAUCUAUUCACAAAUUACACAAUACAGUGCAAAAAGUGUCGAACAACAAAUAAUUGAACAAUCCAUUCUCCAAUUAACGUUCUUGUGGUAUUUUGUCGACAAUGGCAUUAGUUGUUAUACAAACAUAGUCGUUUCUAAAACAUUUCGAGCAGAACUAAAGCGUAUUUUUUCUAAUGCUUAUGCCUUUUACUUUCAUUAG